This is a messenger RNA of Planococcus citri (citrus mealybug), 1177 nucleotides long. RefSeq lists its product as uncharacterized. The record is from RefSeq and is a predicted model, not a curated record. The transcript is spliced from 7 exons. NCBI's taxonomy places the organism in Eukaryota, Metazoa, Arthropoda, Insecta, Hemiptera, Pseudococcidae. The coding region runs from base 163 to 813 and encodes 216 amino acids.
CUGCGCUCAUUUGUGUUUUUGAUUUCGCGGAGGCAAGGUCUCGGACUCUUUCGUGUAUAUUAAUGUUGCGUUUAAUUAAUUUGCGCGCUUUAUUUUCGGUUGAUUUUUUUUCGUUAUUUAUAUUAUUUGAGAAUGCCUGCUGCACCUAAUCAGACUUAACCCAUGCGUUCGAUCAGUCUUGUGGACUUGGUGGAACAAAUUCGAUGUAUUCCCUGGAUAUUUUACAGACACCGGAUAUGGAUGCUUCGCCGAUUAGUGCUGACAGCAAUGCAUAUUUCCGAUCUGCUUGGACUUCGUACUCCUCGAGGUACUUCGUUGGUUAACCCAAGUUGUCAAUUAGCUCCCUCGAUUAUGAAUUUGACCGGAGAUCAGCGUUUCCCGACGAACGUUGAGAAUUCAGUUUUGGAAUCGUCCAUUAUGAGUAUUUCCGAUAAACCAGACAGGAAAGGAUACUUACACGAGAGAUGUGGCCAUAGUCCUAAAACUGCUUGGCCUCUGACGGAACAAGGAAUUGCGAAUGUUCAGAAUUUGCACGUAAUCAGAUGUAUGUCUGGAAUGACGAACGCUCAAUUGAUGCAGACUUACGAGUUCAUAAGUAGGAUUUUACAGACUAACGAUGCGCUUGAAAUGGAAGCCAGAUGCCAUCGUACCGCCGCCGUUUCAGGCCAUGCUGAAGCUCAAUUUACGUGGUGUGGUACAUUGCCGAAUCGUUCGUGUAUGGGACCUUAUUCAAGUAAAGUAUUUCUCGGUGGCUUACCUUGGGAUAUAUGUAACGGAGGAAAUGCUGAUUUGUUCGUUUCGUCAAUUCGGUAACGUUAAAGUAGAAUGGCCCGGAAAAGAACAGGCUAUCGCUCAGCCUAAAGGAUACGCUUAUAUUAUUUUUGAGAACGAGAUGCAAGUAAAAUUGCUGUUAGAAUCCUGUCGCGAAGGAAUAGACGAAAACGAAGGUAGUUUUUACUACAAGAUACCAUAGCUAUACGACGUAUACGUGUAUACGUAGAUAUGGUACGUACGUACGUACGUAAAAGCUUACGCGUUGGGCCCGGCGCGCUACGAUCGAUAGUAAUAGGCAAAAAGAUUUGCGCAAAUGCGGGCUGCCGCGCCCCAUCUGUCGAAAAAACAUAGGACCAAAUAGUCGCCGCCAAUGAGAGCCACCACUCCCAGUUGUGAAUUCGGA